Molecule: messenger RNA, 1533 nt
Organism: Schistosoma curassoni
Lineage: Eukaryota; Metazoa; Platyhelminthes; Trematoda; Strigeidida; Schistosomatidae
Source: the annotation of a GenBank genome assembly
AUGCCGCUGGAUCGUCGCCCGACGAGGUUGCGGGUUAAAAAACAUAGUAAGAAGCAGAAAAGUGAUGAAGAAAUAGAAUCUGAUAGUGAAGCGAGUUCCGUUGGAUCUGAAACAGAGUCUGAUAUCUCAGUACAUGAAAGUGCUCAUGAGAAAAAAGUACGACUCACAAAGAAAGCUAUUCAGAAAGCACUCGAAACAGUUGGUUCGGAUGACGAGAAGUACGAAGCUCUUUCUUUACGUCUCAAAGAGGAGGCACUGCAGGCUAAAGGAAAGUUUUUAGCAAAGUUCGCACAUCAGAUCAAAUUCUUGAAUAAGGAGGAAAUUAUGGUUCUUAGAGGUCAUAGAAAAUCUGUCUCUUGUGUAUGUAUUUCUGAAGAUGGUAAAUAUGCCUACACUGGAGGGAAGGAUUCUUCAGUAAUUAAGUGGGAUCUAAGCACUAUGGUAAAACUGUGUUCUAUACCUGGAGGGAAACGUGGAACAAAAUAUCCCUAUCAUACUGGCCCGAUUCUGUCUAUUUCCAUAUCCAGUGACAGUAAAUAUUUAGCUUCCUCUAGUAUGGACCAUUCCGUUAUAAUAUGGGACCCAAAUGAAAUGAAAGUUUUCAUGAAACUACUGCACCAUAAGGUACCAGUCACAGCUGUUAGUUUUAGAUACCAUUCACACAUGUUGUUUACAGCAGAUUGUUCUGGUCGUGUUUGUGUUUGGAAUAUGCCUUUGAAAGAGGUAUUACAAGACCAAGGGGCAAGAACAAAUAUCGAAGUGUUAGGAUUAUGUGGUCUGGUAUCUGAACGAUGUGUUUCAUGUUCCGGGUUUGGUGGUCCCGGUGUUUGUGUCUGGAAAGUUCCCGAAGAAAUAUGUGUUCAGUACAGUACAAAAAACACAUUAGAGAGUUCAGUAGAAUGCAUUUAUGCAGUCAAUGACGAAAUUUUCAUAGGGGGUUCUUCUACAAAUACCAUUUAUAUUUGGCAUUCAAGUAGAGGUAGUCCUGUAUUUACUGUUUCUCCUGCUCACCCUGUGGCAAAAUUAUGCCCACCGUCGAUGUCAGAGCCUUUUAUCCGACCAGUUGCUAAUUGGGUUUCUGCCAUUACUGGUCUAUACGGAACUGAUCUAAUCGCUUCAGGUUCCUCCACAGGGCACAUACAAUUUUGGCGACUUGUUCAGCCACAGUUGGAUCGUUCAAAUGAAGUUAAAGUACAACAACAACAACGAACACAGAUCAGUAUUGAACGCAUACCUGGUUUGGGUAUUUCAUUGGGUGGUUUUAUCAAUGGGCUGGCUUUCUCUUCUGAUCGUCGAUAUUUAGCUGUUUGUCUAGGUCAGGAACAUCGGUUCGGUCAUUGGGAGCCUAGACGUCAUGUCGCCAAUGGUUUAUUUCUAAUCCCACUGAAUGUAUCCUACCUCUGCCAAGGAAGUCCUACUCACUGCCUUCUCGUGGCGGGGGUGUUGUUUACGGAAAUGAGAGGACGAAAAGCAAAUGUCCGGCGCUUUAACCGGAUUCCAAACCAAUGGUGCACAUGGGUUCCAGGAUCCUGA